Molecule: messenger RNA, 1914 nt
Organism: Didymodactylos carnosus
Lineage: Eukaryota; Metazoa; Rotifera; Eurotatoria; Philodinida; Philodinidae
Source: the annotation of a GenBank genome assembly
AUGGUAUUUAUUCGUGAUCUUAAACGUGAAUUUUUUGAUUAUAUCAUCAAACAACAGCGUCGUAUAGUAAUAUUCGUUCAUUUAGAUGUUGAUAGUCUAUGUGCCUGGAAAAUAUUUCAGCAUUUAUUGCAAUGUGAACAUUUAACAUACACAUGUAUCCCUGUACUAUAUAAAUAUGAUUUAGAAAAUGGUUAUAUGCAACAUACAUCAUCAACAAAUAAAGAUGUUAAAUGUAUUGUUUUAAUUAAUUGCGGCGCCACACUAGAUUUGUACGAUUUUUUAUCAUUGACAAAUGAUGCUGUUUUGUUCGUAUUGGAUAGUUUAAGGAAUUUUGAUCAUCGAAACGUUUAUGAUGCAAAACAAAUACGUUUAAUUGUAUUACCAACAAAAAUUGAAAAUGAAAAAAAACGUGUUCCAGAUUAUGAAAGUUUAUUUCAUGAAAAAUAUGACGAUGAAGAAGAAAAUCAAGAGAACAAUUCCGACGCAGAGAACGAUGAUGAUAACAGGGAAUCAUUUUUGGAUGACGUUGAUCAAUUUUCGGAAGUAAAUCAAAAACGAUUAAAACGUCAAUGGUUAAAAAAACGAGACGAACUACUAUUUGAUUAUUAUCGUUAUCAUUCACACUCAUAUUCGUCAGCAUUAAUUAUGUUUGAUCUGGCAUGGGUUUUAUCCAAAGAUACAAAUGAUUUACUUUGGUAUGCCAUUAUUGGUGUUACCGAACAAUUGUUACAUAGUAGAAUUGAUCGUGAUUUUUAUAUGGAACAGAUAAAUCUAUUACAUACUCAUGUAUUACGUUUAAAUCAUCAAUUAUAUCAUAAUAGCACUAGUAACAGCAGUAGUAACGAUGAUCCAACAAAUACAAUGAAAUUAUCGAUGGAUUGUUUUAAUAUAAAAUUUGAUGAAGAUGUUAAUUUUCAUUUACUUCGUCAUUGGACAUUAUAUGAGAGUAUAAAACAUUCACAGGAUAUGUUAUUACUAUUUAAAUUAUGGUCAUCAAAAGGUCAACAACGAUUGAAAGAAUUUCUAGCCGAUUUAGGUAUUCCAAAACGUGAAUAUGAACAAUAUUAUCGUGAUAUGGAUGUCAGUUAUAAAACCGAUUUAAAAAAACAAAUAUUAGAAAAACGUAUUCAAGAAAAAUAUAAAUAUACAACGUCAACAAUCAUGUUACCAACGUUUAUUGCAUCGAGUGGUUUCUCGAUGAAAUUGUGUCCACAAGAUAUUGUAUAUUCAACAAUGGCUACGUUACAAACAGCAAAUACUACCUCAUCUAGUUCAUCAACAAUGGUGGAUCUAACUGAACGAUUUUCAUUGGCAUUGCAUUCUUUGAAUCAUCAAAAUACGACAAUAUAUUUAAACGGAAUUGAAUUAGAAAAAUCAUAUUUAACUAAAACACAAUAUUUGAUGGAUACACUAUUACAAUCGGAUAAAUAUUUGUUAUACGAUAAUACGGUACCAUUCAUUCAAUUAAAAUUUGAUCAAAAUAUGUUUAAUUCAUCAGCCAAUACUUCUACUGACUCGGCAUCAUCGUCAUGUUAUUUUUUUACUCAUCCAUACCAAACAUAUGUAUUUGCACGAAAAGUCUUGCAGACAUUUGUCUGUUAUAAAUCAAUUAAUUCUAAAACAUCAACAACAUUACGUUUACCAUUGGUAUUAGUUGCUCCUUUUUCACUGACCACCGUUGGUAAUCGGACGACCGGUGAUAAUCAAGAAUUAAUUUAUAUUAUUGUUGGCAUACCACAAAUGAGUACUCACCAUAGUGUACCCGGAAAUUAUUUUGCUACUGCGUUUGAAAAUGCUGAUCAACGCUGUGGGAAUGUAGGACGUUUUGUUUUUUUUGAUCAUUCAGUAUUCUUAUUACAAGAACAACAUUAUCAAAAAUUUAUCGAUGCACUCACUCUCGUAUUGGCAAAAUAA